This is a messenger RNA of Corylus avellana, 930 nucleotides long. Its product is annotated as 5'-adenylylsulfate reductase 1, chloroplastic-like. The record is from RefSeq and is a predicted model, not a curated record. Lineage: Eukaryota; Viridiplantae; Streptophyta; Magnoliopsida; Fagales; Betulaceae.
CAGACAGAAAGAUACUGAGAGAAAUCGUGUUCCAACUCCUUUUUUAUGUCUUUGGCUGUUCCUGCGUCUUUCAGCUGUCUGCCUUCCACUAAAGCUUCAACCUUUGAGCCAAAUGGCACUAUUAAUGGACGAUAUUGGGUGAGACCCGCACAUGUGGAGUCAAAGAGGAGCGAGCCACACGUUCCUCUAGCAGCAACAUUUGCUGCUCCUGUGGUGGUUAAUGGAAGUAUUGAAGAUGAUUAUGAAAAGCUAACUAAGGAUCUUGGAAAAACUUCAACGUUGGAGAUUACAACAAAAGCCCAUGAAAAGCUCGGUGACAAUAUUAUUGCUCUAGCUUUCAGUGGAGCCGAGGAUGUCACUUGGAUGGAAUCAUGGUUAACUGGUUGCCGUUUGUCGGUGUUCAUUGAUGCUCUUAAGGAGGUGAGGGCUAUGGAAGGAUCAUCAGAUGGCUUUUUGAUUAUGAUUUCUAAAGCCAAAUUCUACCAAUCUUCUUGUACGGAACUGGGAUUACUGAGCAGCAGUAAUAUGCUUUUGCUGCAGCAAUGUGCUUGGUAGAGAGAUCCCUAUCUUCUCGUACUUACAAGAGAAGAGUUCCCCUUUGCAACUUCAAAGUUUCUAAGCUUUUGUGGUCAUGAAUUUGCUGCUGCUGCUGCUGCUGUAAACAUGGUCCAAAAGGCUAUCUCUCCCUUUGUUCUUGCGUUUUCAGUAGUGGAAAGGCGAACACAGGGAGCGCUAUAUAUAUAUGGUGGUAGUGAUGUGCUUAACACAUUCUAUCGCUUCUUGCAGUACUACCAGAAUAAUCUGCUUGUUAAUUAGAAGUUUCAUGUCCUAGCAUAAUAUUGUGAGUUUUCUUUUCUUCGUUGUGAGAAAGACUUAACUCCCAGUUGAAUUUAAACUUCAUGAUGUAUUAUAUAUAUAUUCUAGCAUAUU